This is a messenger RNA of Lontra canadensis (Northern American river otter), 524 nucleotides long. RefSeq names its product 60S ribosomal protein L8-like. The transcript has 2 exons. Bases 1 to 489 code for a protein of 162 amino acids. Gene Ontology annotation, molecular function: structural constituent of ribosome; RNA binding. Gene Ontology annotation, cellular component: ribosome; cytosolic large ribosomal subunit. The record is from RefSeq and is a predicted model, not a curated record. Gene Ontology annotation, biological process: cytoplasmic translation. NCBI's taxonomy places the organism in Eukaryota, Metazoa, Chordata, Mammalia, Carnivora, Mustelidae.
AUGCUUGUAUGGAGUUGUAAACUUCCUGAAACAGCUCAAUCCAAAGGAAAGGUGUGCUGUCUGGAGGAGAAGCCCGGGGACGGGGGCAAGCUGGCCCGAGCCUUGGGGAACUAUGCCACCGUCAUCUCCCACAACCCGGUGACCAAGAAGACCCGCGUGAAGCUGCCCUUGGGCUCAAAGAAGGUCAUUUCUUCAGCCAACAGAGGUGUGGUCGGUGUGGUGGCCGGAGGUGGCCGCGUCGACAAGCCCAUUCUGAAGGCUGGCCGUGCCUACCACAAGUACAAGGCAAAGAGGAAUUGCUGGCCACGUGUGCGGGGAGUGGCCACGAACCCUGUGGAGCAUCCUUUUGGAGGUGGCAACCACCAGCACAUUGGCAAACCCUCCACUAUCCGCAGAGAUGCCCCUGCUGGCCACAAAGUGGGUCUUAUUGCUGCCCGCCGGACUGGGCGUCUCCAGGGAACCAAGACUGUGCAGGAGAAGGAGAACUAGGGUUGAGGGGCUCAAUAAAGUGUGUCCUUCUGCCA